AUGUUUCUACCAACUACCAAAGAUCCUGUUAGCGAAGAUAAAAAGAAUAAUGAUGUCAUUGUUAAUGACAGUUAUCGAUUAAUGAUUCGUGCUGGAUUAAUACGACAGUCAUCCUCAGGGAUUUAUUCCCUUUUACCGUUUGCGUUACGUGCACUAGAAAAAUUGGAAAAAAUAAUUGAAUAUGAAAUGGUUAAUAUUGGUGCACAGAAACUAUCGUUACCAAAUCUUUUGAGUGCCGAGCUAUGGAAACAAACGGGUAGAUGGGAAACGGCAGCUAGUGAACUUUUUCGACUUCAAGAUCGAAAAGAAUCUGAUUUCUGUUUAGCGCCAACUCACGAAGAAGAAAUUACACGUUUAGUUGCACAUGAAGUUUCGUCGUACCGGCAUCUUCCUUUACGAUUAUUUCAAAUUGGUAGAAAGUAUCGAGACGAGAUGCGUCCACGAUUCGGUCUAUUACGUGGUCGCGAAUUUAUUAUGAAGGAUUUGUAUACUUUUGAUACGAGUGAAGAAACCGCGUUGCAGUCUUAUGAACAGGUUUUGGAGGCUUAUAAAAGAAUUUUUGGAAAGAUUGGAUUACCGUUUGUUAUAGUGGAAGCAGAUCCUGGAAAUAUUGGUGGCACUCGUUCACACGAAUUUCAAUUUCUAUCAAAAGCUGGCGAAGACACAAUAUUAACAUGUUCCAAAUGUGGAUAUAGUGCCAACGAAGAAAAGGCAAUAGGAGUUCUUCCUCACCCACCAGACGCUUCAUCCUCUCUCGACAAAGAUUCGUCAAUUCGAUUCGGGAUAACCGAGAAUAAAAAUUUGGCGAUAAUUUUAUUAGGUCCUGAACGCGAAGUUAAUUCUAUCAAAUUAAGAUGGGGUAGCGGAGAUCAUGCCGUGAGAAUUGUGGAUCCUGUUCGAGCUUACAAGUUAAUAACUAUCGAUGAUAGCGAACAAGAUCCGGUCGUACAUAUAUUUAAAGACCAUACAUUUACUGGACCGAUUAAUGAUGAACUUUUCACAAUCUCGCGAGACCAUAUAACCAGUGAUAUUCUGAAAAAAGUCACACCAAGAUUAAAAAAUUUGGGUGUUCAUCAUCAUCCUCAUAACAUUAGCAUUCAUAGCGGUGAUUUUCACAACACUAAACAAGGGGAUGGGUGCCCGAAAUGUGCACUACAUUUUCAUUCUAUUGCACCGACACACAAUUUCGAGCCGUUAACAAGCAACCGAGCAAUCGAGGUAGGUCAUACUUUUCUACUUGGGGCUAAAUACUCUCAGCCAUUACAUGCGACAUUCGCCCCAGAAAAUCCCACGACACCAGGUGAACGCCGCCUAAUCCAAAUGGGAUGUUUCGGACUAGGAUUAACGCGCAUGCUCGCAGCAAUUAUUGAAAUAUCACAUGAUUCGUUGGGUAUCGUGUGGCCGAAAAAUAUUGCACCCUAUUGUGUUUGUAUUAUUCCCGGAGUCAGGGAAGAGAAAGUGGUUGAGGCUGUUAAUCGAGCUUUUGAUUUAUUGAGCACACAACGAACAACAACUGAUUUGGGAAUAGCAGGAGAUGAUGUUGUGAUUGACGAUCGUGCUGGGUCUUUGGGUUAUCGAAUGAAAGACGCCGAAUUAAUUGGAUACCCAUGGAAUAUUGUAUUGGGUAAACAGUUUUUGGAAACGGGAAAAAUGGAAAUACAUAAACGGAAAAUAGGCGGCGUAGAUAAAUUUUUUGUGGAAAUGGAAAAAAUCUGUAACUUUAUUGGUGAAUCUUCACAAUCUUCGAGUUAA
Molecule: messenger RNA, 1752 nt
Organism: Ambispora gerdemannii
Lineage: Eukaryota; Fungi; Glomeromycota; Glomeromycetes; Archaeosporales; Ambisporaceae
Source: the annotation of a GenBank genome assembly